This is a messenger RNA of Oncorhynchus nerka (sockeye salmon), 2258 nucleotides long. Its product is annotated as glutathione peroxidase 2. The transcript is spliced from 2 exons. Gene Ontology annotation, molecular function: glutathione peroxidase activity. The record is from RefSeq and is a predicted model, not a curated record. Gene Ontology annotation, biological process: response to oxidative stress. NCBI's taxonomy places the organism in Eukaryota, Metazoa, Chordata, Actinopteri, Salmoniformes, Salmonidae.
ACUUGAUAGCCUGAAAUGCCUUCUUGGUAGCUAGUUAUGAGGUUAGGAGAUUGGGAACCUAUAUGGGCUAGUUAAAGCCAACGUCAUAAAAUUGGUGGCUAGUAGCGUUAGUAUUUUUAUUUUAUUUUUUUAAACGAGACCUGAGGGUGCGCGUGCCCCUGUGCCCCCAUGGGCAUGAUGCCUCUUAUUAAUGUUUUGCCACAAUUUUCACCUUCAUAUCACAAACGUUGCUGUCUACUUGAAAAAGCUAAUUAUGCUUACAAAUUAAUUUGCUAAAUAGAUUAAUAGUGGGACGGACCAAAGAGAAUCUGAAGCUCUUGAUUGGUGCUUUAGGAGACGAGGAAAUGGGAGAUAGGGUGGGCAGAGGGCAUGGUUAAAUUAUUCACAAGCAGAAAUAAAAUCCAGGCUAGCAAGAAGGGCUCAUUUACCUGUGGAAGACUAACCCAUACUAAAACAUGCAUGAAGCCAAAAACUCAAAUCUAAAACAGACAUAAUGUUCAAUACUAUUGUUAGUAGCUUGAAUGUUUUGUGAAUUUACAAGUUGUCAUGACAAAUUCUAGUUAUUUUUACAGGUUGAAAAGCUGUAGCAAAUGCCACUAUGGUGCAUGCACAUACACUAUUAUAAAGGGCUGUAUACAUGGUUCCCUUCUCAAUAUUCUCACAGGAAAUAAGUCAUUUGUAAUGACAACUGUACUUUUCUUUAUUUUAAGUUACCUUUUAUUUAACAAGGUAAGUCAGUUAAGAACAAAUUCUUAUUUACAAUGACGGCCAAAGCAUGACGAUGCUGGGCCAAUUGUGUGCCGCACUAUGGGACUCCCAAUCACAGCCCGAUGUGAUACAACCUGGAUUCAAACCAGGGACUGUAGUGAUGCCUCUUGCACUGAGAUGCAGUGCCUUAGACCGCUGCGCCACUCAGGAGUCAAAUACUAGCAUAGUGUAUUUUACUGUACAUUACAUCUCUGGUAAAUGUUUCGAUACUGUGGAAUACAUUUGUUACUAGAUCAGAUUCACAGAUGAGUCUGACUGUAAAACCGCUAGGUGUAUUUGGCCAACAUGAAGAACAUGUCAUUUGUAUAAAAAACCAUUACGUAUUUAGUAUGCAAGUAAUCUUGUUUUUUAAAUUAGGCCAUUUUAACAAACCAUGCAACGAAUAACCAUAGAUUUAAUUUAACAUGACCCCGUUCAUACCGUUCUGUGCAAGUUUACAAGCUGAGAUAUGAGCCUAUCUACCUUUGUGUGUGACAGUAUUGUAUGUCAGGUGGGUAUCAUUUUACUGCAGAGAUAUUUGACACCCAGGUAAGGCAGGCACAUAUCUGAAGUCCGGUGACCUGAGGUAGUAAUACACACAGACACACUGGUCCUCACUACUGCCAGUAACUACAGAACAGGACCAUGGCGUUCAUUGCGAAGACCUUCUAUGAUCUGAAGGCCACAACCCUGGAGGGGAAUUCAGUAGAUUUCAAUGUGUUUCGAGGGCGGGUGGUCCUCAUUGAGAAUGUGGCAUCGCUCUGAGGGACAACCACCCGGGACUACAGCCAGCUCAACUUGCUCCAGAGCAAGUACCCUCACCGGCUAGUGGUCCUGGGCUUCCCCUGCAAUCAGUUUGGCUACCAGGAGAACUGUUCAAAUGGGGAGAUCCUGAACUCAUUAAAGUAUGUGCGUCCAGGAGAUGGCUACCAGCCUGGCUUCACUGUCUUUGAAAAGUGUGAUGUGAAUGGAACCAACACCCACCCUGUCUUUGCCUAUUUGAAAGACAAACUUCCCUAUCCUGAUGAUGAUCCACACACCCUCAUCCAGGAUCCUAAAUUCCUCAUCUGGAGUCCCAUCAGCAGGACAGACAUCUCUUGGAAUUUUGAGAAAUUCCUGGUUGGGCCAGAGGGAGAGCCCUUUAAACGUUACAGCAAAAAAUUUGAGACUAUCAACAUUGAGCCUGACAUUCAAAGACUGUUGAGACUAACCAAGACCUGAAAAUAGCAUGGGAAUGUUCUCCUUGUGUACUACUCAUUCUGCUACACAAAUGACUUGAUAUGAUAGACAGGGACUAUUAUGGCGUCGUCCAUCCUUUUGAGUUUUACUAAAUGAGGUUAAUAUUCUAAAAACUUGGGAGUAUUAUCUGAGGCCAUGUAAAUGCUUAAGAGUUGUGGGUUAUGCCUUGAUAAGUCUUCUUGCUCAUGUAAUAAAAAUAUGGAAAGCAUCAGCUAUAUUUUUGUAUGUCCUCCAGCAGUGAUCCUGACCUAUAGUAAACCCUCUCCUCUGUC